Musa acuminata AAA Group (dessert banana) is the source of this 8582-nucleotide messenger RNA. RefSeq names its product casein kinase 1-like protein HD16. Gene Ontology annotation, cellular component: nucleus; cytoplasm. The record is from RefSeq and is a predicted model, not a curated record. The transcript is spliced from 16 exons. Gene Ontology annotation, molecular function: ATP binding; protein serine/threonine kinase activity. The coding region runs from base 6094 to 8136 and encodes 680 amino acids. Gene Ontology annotation, biological process: peptidyl-serine phosphorylation; signal transduction; endocytosis. NCBI's taxonomy places the organism in Eukaryota, Viridiplantae, Streptophyta, Magnoliopsida, Zingiberales, Musaceae.
AACAGCAAGAAAGCAAACCAACGCGUGAGAGCUCCACGCGACAGUUAGCAAGCGUCCGGUUCCCUCUCUGGCCUCUGUCCCCUUCCAUUGGAAUGCGACGAGAUCCCUUGCCUCCCUCGGAGCUAAAAUUUCCACUGCGAUCCCGAUCCCCUUUCUUCCCCAUGGCUUCUUGGCUCGAGAUCGUCGAAGGUACGCUCGUUGAUCCCAUCUCCUUUUUCCAAUCAUGAUGGGUUCCAUGAUUCGUCUUCUUGGCGUCAUCCUCUGUUUCUCGAAUCGGUUUGAUGGAUUUCUCCCCUAUUUCUUAUAAUUUUGGGUGCAAGAAACUGGGGUUUAAUUUUUCGUUGGAUAAGUUCUUAAAAGUCGUCAUAAAUAAGGUUAGAGAUGAUUAGAUUACGGUUUCGAAUUAGAUAUGAUUCUGCUUUGCCUCUAUUUUUGUAAUAUGAUCUCCCAACUCUAAGCCUUGAUUUCAUGACCGAGCAUUUUGUAAGCAAAAGUUGUAAGCGGAGACAAUUCUCUUUCUUUUUCGUUGAUUUUAUGAAGGAACAAUUACAAAAAUGAUAAGAAAGAAUAUCUUUUUCGUUGCACUCGUAUACAUAGGGUCAUCUGAAAUAUCUCUGAGAUGGAAGCAUCAAACUUUUUAGGUAUCACCAGCAUAAAAAAAAUUGAGGUAUGAGUAUGAACGUGAAUAGUCAAUAAAAAUCUCUGUUUUUUUCUAUGUUAAAGAUAAGCUUUUAUACUUAGUCGUAAGGAGUACGAAGAAAGCUCGUGAUUAUCUUUCUCGUUAUGAAUGAUGAGAAAGUAGUUUAUAAUUAUUUUUCUCAUCAUAAAUGGAAGAAUAAAGCUUACGAUUGUCUUUCCCGUCAUAAAUGAUAAGAAAAAGCUUCAUCUUAUCCUUCCUCAUUAGACACCACAUGACAAUGAUGUUGGAAAAUCUAGGAGCGAUAUCACAUGCGCCGCAGCGGAUGAACAUUAAAAAUAAAAUCCUCAAUUUCUCAAAGAUGUGUUUGUCGUCGUGUGAAAAUUGGUGCAUAAAACUUACAAAACUUAAAAUUACGUAUAUGAAAGUUUGUGUUACCUAAGGAGAUCGUAGAUCCCUGAAUCCUUGCAUAUAUCUAGGAGAUGAUGGAGGAAGUCAAGCGCCCUCCUCUCUAGUGGUGAUCCACACAGCAGGACUACGACGAUGCUCCUCAAAACUCCAAGCCUGCUAUCUGAGGAGGACGUCAUAAAUGAUAAGAAAAAGCUUCAUCUUAUCCUUCCUCAUUAGACACCACAUGACAAUGAUGUUGGAAAAUCUAGGAGCGAUAUCACAUGCGCCGCAGCGGAUGAACAUUAAAAAUAAAAUCCUCAAUUUCUCAAAGAUGUGUUUGUCGUCGUGUGAAAAUUGGUGCAUAAAACUUACAAAACUUAAAAUUACGUAUAUGAAAGUUUGUGUUACCUAAGGAGAUCGUAGAUCCCUGAAUCCUUGCAUAUAUCUAGGAGAUGAUGGAGGAAGUCAAGCGCCCUCCUCUCUAGUGGUGAUCCACACAGCAGGGCUACGACGAUGCUCCUCAAAACUCCAAGCCUGCUAUCUGAGGAGGAGAAGGGGAGGAUGCUAUCUGAGGAGGAGAAGGGGAGGAGAAUAGGAGAGGCAACCUAAAAAGGCUUUAGCCUAUGAACCAUUGGUUCUCUCCUAUUUAUAAAGGCCCCCUAUCAAUAUAACCCUAAUGGACCCAACCAUAUUGAGUAUUGGAUCUUCAUCCAACCACCCUGGAUCCAACCAUAUUGAGUAUUGGAUCUUCAUCCAACUACCCAAGCCUCUUAGAUUAGUAGAUCUUUAUCUAAUAAUCUCUCUUUGGCUCUUAUUGGAUCUCAUACAUAGGAUUCAAUAAUUCAAGGCUUAUUGGAUAUCCAAUAAGAUAAGGGCUCUAGCGGAUAUCUCAUAUCUGAACCGCUACUCAUCGCAACACCUACCAUAUGCGUGUGACCCUCUAGGCCUAAUAUCGAGCUUGUCGUAAGUCAUAUCUGUCAGAACUCCUUCUAACUCAAUGAAUUAUUAUCUUCAUAAUAAUUCACUCGACUCAUAGAUUACGGACGUACUAGACUACUACGUCGCAGUCCCCAAACAAUACAGGGAAAUUCAAUCCAUUGGACAUGUUUGUCCUCGGUUACCAUGUACUUAUAGCCCCUCAUCUAUAUAAUAUUCCAAAGACCGUAUAUCGGGUAUGGUGUUGUCAGACUCAUACGGUUUCUGCUUGAGUCUCGCUCUAAUCGGAUUCUCUCGGAGAACACUUUCUCUCUUAACCCGAAUGACCCUAGCCAGGGAUUUGUCUGAGCAAGAAUAUAUGGGAUAUUCCUCUCAAGACAACGAGAGUGAAUGAUCCUCUAUCGAAACUCAAUAGUCCUCGUAAGGUUGGCUACCACUCUCGAUGACCGGUUGUGCAAGAUCUAGAACCUCUAGACAAGUCUGGUAUCAAAAAGUGGAGUACUCAUACAGGACAUCCUUGGUGUCUUAAGUCUAAGGACCAGAUACAUUACUGGAAUUACGAAAUCGUUGUUUGCCAAUAAGACAUCAUCAACCAUCCAGCAUUUCGUAAACGGAUCAAUUAGUGAACUCAUUCUCGCUAAAUCCAUCAUAUGGAUGGGUAUAUAGCAUACCAAUCUAUCCGGUUAUCUCGAUAUCCCUCUCGAGUAACCUGUGUCCAUGGAUUUUUACUUAUUAUCAUUGCACAAAUCCAUGAAUAUCACAAUAUAUUCAAGCAACAUGCAAUAUAAAGUGAUAAAAUAUCAAAUAAUAAUAAGUAAAAAAACUGCGUCAAUUCACACAUGCUAUCACUCACGUGAUUGAUUUGCAGGGCACAUAUGACUAGCAAAUGAUGUAUCAAAUGAUUAAUCGAUUUCUUGCAAAUUGGGUCUUCCCGACGUACAUUGAACCUUGUGCUUUCAUUAUGAUAGAUUUUUUUUUUUCACGCAGGUUGGAUUUUCCCAACCUACGUGAAGAAUGGCCAUUUUGACCUUAAAAGGAAGGCUCGAUAUCGUAGAAGAGUCUGAUUACCAACCCUCUUGAUGAAUGCUCAAGUGAAAAGGCAUUGCCCCAACUUAUAGUACUGUCACUCGAGGGGCAUAGCCACCCUUUUCACACGUGGAUGCAUAUCUCAGUAUAAAUAUUGAUGCGAUACUAGCUUCCACUCAAUGACUCGAGGGCGACCUCGAGUCACCUGCUCAUCCCUAUUGAAGCAUUCCUAAACCUCUUCGAAUAGGUGCAAAUGUUAAUGGGUAUGAUGCAAGCUAUUGCUCUGCUCUUGUCUUAACUAACCCAACAAGUGAUGCCACCACCUCAACCAUAAUCAGCAACUCAACCAACACUAGCACCUGAGGCUUAUCGAGCCAUUAGUUAAAUAGUAGCCACUUUUGCCCUUACAUAGUAACAAACAAAUCGUAAAAAAGUUUACGGGUUGGAAUAAUGUCAGCAUGCCAAUAUUUCCUAAUGAAUAAUAUUAGGUAGCGCCAUGAGUUGGAUGUCAUUUGAGAAGUGACAUCUUCUACCAUUAUAGGUAAGACACUAUCACUAGAUAGAAAAAAAGAUGAAAUCCCACCUCAGGGUCGUCACAAGAUAAGCAAAGAGACCCCAACGCAUGAUUGAAUGGAUGUUGAUUAGGUCGGAGCACUUGUAAGUCGAACUCGAUCGAGAUGAAACACUUAACUCGUAGUAAUCCAGAAGUGAUGCAUUCACCACUGAAUUAUAGUUAUGCUAGGUUUUCAUUAACUCUAAGUCCCCAAGAACUUUUGGGUUUACGGGGACUGCCUCCCUCAACGAAAGGGAGGUCAUGAUUUCCUUUGACCCUGGACUGCCCAAAGAUAAAGCAUGGAUCUUAACCAUUUCGUAGCCAAUAGAUUGAGAAUAACUUGUACAAGAAAGAAAAGACAUCUCGAUUGAAGGAGACAUAGGAGCAAAAUGGUAGAAGACUUAUCUAUUUCUGAAUUAACAUCAACACUAUAAGAGACUCCAGAACUAACUUACCCUAUAGGGAACCAGAACUAAGCAAAGAAAAUUUUGAUGGAGGCUCUGGAGACUCAAAUGGAAGAAUGAACCUCACCCAUAAGGUGAAGAGAGAUUUAUAUGGAGGAAGCCGGUCUCUCUCCUUUCAUGAUUGAGACAAGUGUCUCUUUGAGACACUUCUACGUUAAGGAUUCAAGAAGCAUCAGAUAAAAGAGAUAAAAGAUUCAAAAGGUGCUAGAUAAAGGAUUCAAAAUAUAUUGUACGAAGGAUUUAAAAUAUGCUAGAUGAAGGACUUGAAAAUUACAUAAAUCUAUCAUAAUAAAGGCACAAGAUAAAAUAUACCGAAGACACAUGAGUCAGGAAAACCCGACCCGCAUAAAGAGAAUUUCGCUAUGGUAGAGGCAUAAAAUAAAAUAUGCUCGAAGCACAUAAGUUAGGAAAACUCAACACGUGUAAAGAUAAAUCUGUCAUGGUAGAGGUAUAAGAUAAAAUGUGAUCGAGACAUGUGAAUCGAGAAAACUUGACCUGCGUAAAGAGAAAUCUAUCACGAUAGAGACACAAGAUAAAAUAUGCUUGAGACACAUGAGUCGAAAAAACCCAACCUGCAUAAAAUAAAAUCUAUCACAAUAGAGGCACAAGAUAAAGUAUGUUUAAGACAUAUGAGUCGAGAAAACCUAACUCACAUAAAGAGAAAUUCGUCACGACGAAGGCACAAAAUAAAAUGUACUCGAAGCGCGUAAGUUGGGAAAAGCCGACCUACAUAAAGAGAAAUUCAUCAUGACAGAGGCACAAGAUAAAAUGUGUCUGAGACGCAUAAGUUGGGAAAAUCAGACUUGCAUAAUAAGAAAUUUGCCAUGAUAAAACACAUAUGUCAAGAAGACCCAACCUACAAGAAAAAAAAAUCCCAAACGCUUACGUGUUGGAUGAACUAAACAUCACACUUCGAGCCCCUCUCUAUAAAUGAUAGAGGAUAUGUUAUCGAUUAAUCAUUUGACACAUCAUCGUCAUGUGACACUCAUCAACGAAGGAUAAGAGGAAACUUCAUUUUAUCAUUUAUGAUCUAAAAAAUAAGUUUUUUUCUUAUCAUUUAUAAUAAAAAAAGAUAAUUAUAAGCUUCCUUCUCGGUAUUUAUAAUAAGAAAGAUAAUCACAAGCUUCCUUCGUAUUCUUUACUACCAAGAUAUCGAACAAUAUUCUUUUUUUACACGAUAUGUUUGUCUAAGAUAAAAAAGAAAUAUCGAAAGUACUCAAUAUAUUUAAUAUAUUUUUCUUACCUAUCAUACAUCUGGUAAGAUAACUUAUUCAUCCAAAAUAAAAAAAAAUAAAUGAUUGAUAUCAUCUAAAGUAUCUUCUUAAAUACUAUGCAUAUAUCGAAAACAAAAAAAAAUCCCAAAAUAGCCGACAUAUCGCGAGCUUCCUUUUUAUAUGCAAUGUAUUUCUUAGGAUAAAAAAAUAUUCUAAAAAUGAGAAGAACAAAAUCGUUGUUUUCAAACUUAAGACAUGUUAAUAUUAAAGUGCCAAGAAACAACAAAAACUGUUAGGCCAAUGCCACAUCAGGAGUCAUCGCAACCGAAGAUAUUCAUCGCAUUACAUAAAGAAUAUUUCCUUGAUUGCAAACUAUCACCAGUCUUCAUCUAUAAAUAGCAGGUUCGUAUACCCCAAUGGACCCCAGUGAACCCUGUUACUCCCCAGCCCAAACUAUUCCCAAUCUCCAACUUCGGUACCGCUGAACCAUACACUACGCGUAUUUUUGUACAUUUCCAAUCGCACCCCGCACAACGUUACUUAAUUUCGUCCGCUUCCCUUUGUCGUCGUCUCUCUCCUCUUCGUCUCUCUCUCUCUCUCUCUCUCCAUCUCUCGCCAGUAUCUCAACUCAAGGCUUCCGAAAGCUCUCCAUCAAACCCUCUCUCCUCAUCGAAACCCUAAGUCAAAAAUCUCUCAGUGAUGAAACGAUCCCCGUCUAUUGUCUCCAAUAUUUGAUUCAAAUUGAUUGCGGCGAUCGAUUAGCGUCAUCCUGAUCGUAAUUUCGAGGCUUCCCGGCGUCGAAUCUGCCCGCUAGGUUUUCGAAACGUGUAGCGAUCACGUGGCUUUUGAGGCAUGGGGCUGGGCAGAUGAAGGAUGCCUGAGCUCCGUAGCAGAGUGCGCAGGGGCCGGGCGCAGGCGACCCCAGCAGUCCAGGCUGAGCGACCGAAUGAGAGGAGGCGGCGGGCGGCGAGGAACCAGCAGCCGGUGGAUGAGAACCCGCCAGUGGCGAGGUUUGCCGAGCCGCAGGAGGAGAUCAGGCUUGCGGAGGGUGGCGGCGAGGUCGGGGAGGUGAAUGUUGAAGGGAUCGGCGAGAGAAGGAUGGAUGAAUAUGAUAGUGGGGCGAGGAGCGCCGACAAACUUCUCCCCCGUGGCGAGGACGAGGGGAGCGCCGCUCCCCUUCCGGUCCAGGUUGGCAGUUCACCAGUAUACAAAAUUGAAAGAAAACUAGGGAAAGGAGGAUUUGGGCAAGUUUAUGUAGGUCGCCGUGUUUCAGCUACUAAUGCAAAUGAUAGAAUUACUGGUUCUGGUGCUGUAGAGGUAGCAUUAAAAUUUGAGCAUAGGAGCAGUAAAGGCUGCAACUAUGGGCCCCCUUAUGAAUGGCAAGUGUACAACACACUUGGUGGUAUUCAUGGGGUACCACGAGUUCACUAUAAGGGUCGCCAAGGGGAUUAUUAUAUCAUGGUUAUGGAUAUGCUGGGGCCUAGUCUAUGGGAUGUAUGGAAUAGCAAUUCACAUUCAAUGUCAGUUGAAAUGGUUGCAUGUAUUGGCACUGAAGCGAUUUCUAUACUGGAGAAGAUGCAUUCUAAAGGAUAUGUACAUGGGGAUGUAAAGCCUGAGAAUUUCUUACUUGGGCCACCUGGGACUCUUGAGGAGAAGAAACUGUUUCUUGUUGAUCUUGGUUUAGCCACCAAGUGGAAGGAUAGUGCGACAGGGCUGCAUGUGGAAUAUGAUCAGAGGCCAGACGUUUUCAGAGGGACAGUUCGCUAUGCCAGUGCUCAUGCUCACCUAGGAAGGACAGCAAGCAGGAGAGAUGAUUUAGAAUCCCUGGCAUAUACAUUAAUCUUUCUUCUCCGAGGUCGUCUACCUUGGCAAGGAUACCAGGGAGAGAACAAGGGCUUCCUUGUGUGCAAGAAGAAGAUGGCUACAUCUCCAGAGACUCUGUGUUGCUUCUCUCCCCAGCCAUUCAAACAGUUUGUUGAGUAUGUGGUCAACUUGAAGUUUGAUGAAAAACCUGACUACGCAAAAUGCAUUUCCCUUUUUGACGACAUAGUAGGACCUAAUCCAGAUAUCAGACCCAUUAACACUGAUGGAGCUCAAAAGCUUAUAUACCAGGUAGGUCAAAAGAGAGGUCGUCUGAUGAUGGAAGAAGAGGGUGAUGAACAACCAAAGAAGAAGAUCAGAAUGGGAAUGCCUGCAACACAGUGGAUCAGCGUCUAUAAUGCUCGGAGACCUAUGAAGCAAAGGUACCAUUACAAUGUUGCCGAUGUAAGGCUUGCACAGCAUAUUGAGAAAGGGAAUGAAGAUAGUUUAUUCAUUAGUUGUGUUGCAUCUUGUUCAAAUCUUUGGGCACUUAUCAUGGACGCGGGCACUGGUUUCACUUCUCAAGUUUAUGAAAUGUCUCCAAAUUUUCUUCACAAAGAAUGGAUAAUGGAACAGUGGGAUAAGAACUAUUAUAUUACUGCAUUAGCAGGGACAAACAGUGGUAGCUCUUUAGUCGUAAUGUCUAAAGGCACACAGUAUGUACAACAGUCUUAUAAAGUUAGCGAGUCAUUUCCUUUCAAGUGGAUAAACAAAAAAUGGCGUGAAGGUUUCUAUGUCACCACAAUGGCAACUGCUGGAAGUAGAUGGGGAGUUGUCAUGUCCCGAAAUGCUGGCUUCUUGGAUCAGGUUGUCGAACUUGACUUUUUGUACCCUAGUGAAGGCAUUCAUCGAAGGUGGGAUGGCGGUUUUCGCAUAACUGCUACUGCUGCAACAUUGGACCAAGCUGCCUUUGUUCUUAGUGUACCCAGAAGAAAGCCUGCAGAUGAGACACAAGAGACACUUAGAACAUCUGCUUUUCCUAGUCAACAUGUGAAGGAGAAAUGGGCAAAAAAUCUUUACAUAGCCUCUGUCUGUUAUGGCCGCACAGUUUCAUGAUGUUCCACUUUCUAUUUUGGGUUGGACAGGCGUAAUUGGCUCGAGUAAACAUUACAUCAUGCUGUUUCUUAAAGGCUAGGAAGAUGUUGAAGAUGCAGAAGGCGUCUUCUAAUGUGUUUAGGCUAGAGAAUUUGAGGUGCGAGCUUCAUUCAAGAUUGUCAUCCUAAUAUUGGCCACAUCUAACAUGUGGUGCAGUAUAGAUGCCAAGUCCUUUGAUGCCUUGCAUGAUCUGUUGCAAUUAGAGCUGAUUUGAUGUAGUUAGCGUUAGGUUUGUACAGUCAAUAAACGGCUACCUGUAGGUAAUUUUCAGGGGAGUUAAAAUGUCUAUCAGAUGUAAUUUUGCACUUAACUGAUGGCAUUGUUCCUCCAUUUUGUCUAAUUAACUGUAUCAUCUAUAAUCAGGAGCAUCUAUUUAAACUGCUACAAUUUGUUCUCUAUUUGUUCAA